CACUGAAUAACUGAAUACACUAUCAUGGUAGUCUGCAAAUUUUUUAUGCAAGGAUACUGUAGGUUUGGUGAUAGCUGUAAAUUUGAACAUCCACGAGGAGGAAACGCAGGUUAUGCAUAUUCUGCACAGAGACAGCUCUUUGGAGGUGGAGGCAGUGGAUCAAGGUUUGGAGGUGGGGCGGGACCAAAUCCAUACAAGUGGACAGCUAAUGAUCAACAAAGAACACAAAACAAACCCGUAUCCCAGCAGACUUCUCCUAAUGACCUAAUAAACACAUUAAUAUCAGAGGUUAAAGAAUUGGAGAAGACAAAAAUGUGGCCAUUUUCAUGCAUUGGAUUCGAAAAAGAUGGUCCCUGUGUGCCAGAUUUUGAGGACACUUCACCAGAGGAGUUGAGACAUCUUGCUUAUGAAGCUCAAAAAUCAAAUAAUUUUCAAGGAUAUAUAGACUAUGUUCAAAAUCUGCAGAAUGAGGUCAAUAAAAAGCGGCAAAUGCUUGCAAACCCUCCAAUGCGUAUAAAGCAGAAAAUGCUAUCACUGAUUGAUGACUAUCGAUUACGAAAACACAGGUCUGGAAAUAGUUCUACACAUAAUACAGUGUCAUUAUUCAGUAAUCCAACCCCAAGUGAAAAUUCUUUUCAAUCUGCAUCUUUUGGAAGUGACUCAAGCCGAGGGUCCUUUGGGGCCACAGGCUUUGGAGCCUCUGGAACCUUUGGAGCAUCUGGAACACAAGGAUUUGGGUCUUCAGGGUCAGCAGGAGGUUUUGGUGCAAGCUCUGAGUCAAAUGGGGUCUUUGGAUCAGCUGGUGCUUUUGGAGCAAAAACAUCUGGAGACUUUGGUUCAAGUACAGGCUUUGGAGCAAAUCCUGCCUCAUCUGGGAGCUUUGGUGUUGGUGGAUUUGGCACAUCUUCCUUUGGAGCACAACCAUCUGCUUUUCCAAGUCCUAUUUCAUUUGGAAAUUCCAGUGUGACACCCACACCAUUUGGAAAUAACUCCACGAAAACUCCAAGUAUAUUUGAUAACAGUGCAACAAAUUCCUCGGCCAGUGCAUCAUCCAGUGGAUUCCAGAGCCAAGGAACAAAUGUAUUUGGAGGAACCUCUAAUCAGACAAUAGGACAUAAUACAGGUGCUAGUGCUUCUUUCCACAGUCCACAACAAGUGUCCAUGGAGUCUAGUAUCUACACUCCUAUGGAUAAAUUGACUGCUGAGGAGUUAGCAGAAUUUCAGGCUACACAUUUUACUCUUGGAAAGAUUCCAACAAAACCACCCCCAAAAGAACUGUGUUUUUAAUUUCUUUAUUUACUGCUUGCAAAAUUUUGCAUGUAUAGAAAAUUUCAUUUCAAAAAAUUUUCUUCUUAAAGAACAGCUAAUGUCAUUCCAAGUAAAAGCACAAUAAGUAGAUACUUUAAAAUGUGCAUUAUGAUUUUGUAUGGCUUAUCAUGCUUAGCUUUAUUUCAGUGAAUUCAAAAUGCUCUGUAAUAAAAAAAAAGAAUGAUCAUGCAAAACUGAAAACCAUUUACUGGAUAGUCUGACAGUUGAUUUUCUUGAUUUCUAGACAAUGAUUAAAAUAAAGCUAUGUGUUAUCUA
Molecule: messenger RNA, 1584 nt
Organism: Saccostrea echinata
Lineage: Eukaryota; Metazoa; Mollusca; Bivalvia; Ostreida; Ostreidae
Product: nucleoporin NUP42-like
Exons: 9
Coding region: 25-1287 (420 amino acids)
Molecular function (GO): metal ion binding
Source: RefSeq, a predicted model, not a curated record